UAUGGAGUGAUGAACAGGAAUAAAACAUGUGAGUUAAAUUACAGAAAGGUGCAUGACAUUUGUCACAAUUGUCAGAAACGGAGGAGAAGAAUCGAGGCAAGCGAGUUUUGGAGAGAUGAACCCCAAAGAGAACUUUAAACGGUAUGAGUGAAAGUUCAGCAGCCUGGAAGGAAAACCGGGAAACUAAAACUUUGGCACGGUGUCUAAUUUGAAAGUACCGGAAUAGGUGAGAAGAAGGGACAUAAAAUUCUUGUGAAAGGUCUGUGAAGCAGAGAAAGAUACCUUCUUUGUAAAAAUCAUUAAAACAUGUCAGACCUUUAUUAACAAUUAGUGAGGAUAGGGAACAGGAUCAUCCCUCUAACUUGCAUGGACUAGGUUAUUUCCCAUUAAAAGCAGAAUAUUUUAAUAUUUAAAGCCUGCCUUGUGAUUUGUGAAAUCUUGUUUGAGUUGAAUUGACGCUUUCACAAGGCACUUUGGCAACCAGACUCACAUUGUUUUGCACUUCCUCUGUUGUUCAGUGGUAACCUCUUCAAGAGUGAAAACCACGAGCACCAUAAAAAGCUCUUCCACUCCAGGUAAUCUAUCAGUUCUUCAGAUCUCCCUACCACCUGCAGCUCAGCAGAGAGCCAUGCAUGCUGGUUACGCCAACGAAGCGUCCCCUGGACAGCCUGGGGCUCCCACAGGAGUUCAGCACAUCGUUGUGAACGUCCCCAUUGAGCGCACAAACGAUUAUCUGGUCUGGUCGCUCUGCACCUUCGUCUACGCAAAUUUUUGCUGUCUUGGAUUGGGGGCUCUCAUCUGUUCUGUCAGGGCCAGAGACCGCAAGGCGCUUGGGGAUCAGAACGGAGCCCAACGUCACGCCUCCUCUGCUCGCAUUUUCAACAUUGUGGCCUUGACUCUGACGUCUUUAACGCUCUUUACUUACUUUGUGGUGCUCAUUGCUGAGGCUGCACGAAGAUGAAGUUACGGAUCCUACAAUCUCGAUUAACCAGCUUUCAUAUUGUAUGAAGAUGAUUUGAUCUGCACCAUGUCUUGGUUGUUGUUCUGCUUUUGCUCUGGUCAAAAUAAAACAGUUAAAGUCUGCUUAUGUCAAA
This is a messenger RNA of Gambusia affinis (western mosquitofish), 1094 nucleotides long. Its product is annotated as interferon-induced transmembrane protein 1-like. The coding region runs from base 629 to 961 and encodes 110 amino acids. Gene Ontology annotation, cellular component: plasma membrane. The transcript has 2 exons. Lineage: Eukaryota; Metazoa; Chordata; Actinopteri; Cyprinodontiformes; Poeciliidae. The record is from RefSeq and is a predicted model, not a curated record.